This is a messenger RNA of Clonostachys rhizophaga, 1374 nucleotides long. The record is from the annotation of a GenBank genome assembly. NCBI's taxonomy places the organism in Eukaryota, Fungi, Ascomycota, Sordariomycetes, Hypocreales, Bionectriaceae.
AUGUCUCUCUCGCGCAGUCCCUCGCCUGUCCCCGGCGGAGGGUGGUCGAGCCCAGGGUUGAACAUCCACAGCGGUCGAACGAGUCCUGUAAAUCUCAGCGGCGGCCCGGUCGCCUGGGACUCAGCCAAGAUGAGGAACCACAACAUCAAUGGCUACCCGUCAUUCGCGCCACAGCAGAAGACCGGCUUCUUCGCCCGCCACAUGCGACGCUUGUCCAGCAACCUCCCGCGCUUCGCCGGCUCGAGUGGCCCAUACGGCCAGAAGGGGAAGCACGCUCGCGGGCCCUGGUACGGCCCGAAUGGUUCCCUGGCUCGGAGGAUACGAUCUGUGUUUGGGCGCAUGGGCAGGAAGUUCAAGAUAAGGCUGCUGAUCGCUGCCAUUGUGUUGUUUUGCGUUAUCAUAUUCUUUAAUUCUCCUCUUAUAACCUAUUGGAGACGAGCGUCGUGGGGUUACGGUGGUGAGAAGUUCGUCAUCAUUCUGGGCGCUAAUGUUGGUGGAGGCGUGAUGGACUGGAAGGGAGCCCGUGAAUGGGCCAUUGAGCGUGACAGCGUGAGGAACAAGAAAAAAUACGCAGCGAAAUGGGGUUACGAGCUGGAGAUUGUCGACAUGAGCACGAAGAAACGAUACGCACACGAGUGGAGAGAGAGCUGGGAGAAGGUCGACUACGUUCGAAAGACUAUGCGCAAAUACCCUAAUGCUGAAUGGUUCUGGUGGCUCGAUCUGAAUACAUUCAUAAUGGAGCCAUCCUACCCCCUCCAGCGCCACCUCUUCGAAGAUCUCAACAAGCAUGUCUACAGAGACAUCAACGAAUACAAUCCUUUGAACAUUACUCAUCCACUGACGGAGAUCUACCUCGACAAUGAGGCGCAGAGUCCUGUUGGAGACAACAAGGCCAACUCUCUAAAUCUGCUGCUCACACAAGACUGCUCUGGGUUCAACCUGGGCUCCUUCUUCAUGCGACGCAGCGCCUGGACCGAACGAAUCCUCGACAUGUGGUGGGACCCCGUUCUGUACGAACAAAAACACAUGGAAUGGGAGCACAAGGAGCAGGAUGCGCUGGAGCAGAUGUACACGAGUCUGCCUUGGGUCCGUCAGCAUACCGGAUUCCUGCCGCAGCGCAUGAUCAACAGCUUCCCCCCAGCAGCAUGUGACGAGGGCACUGGGAAGGUCAGCACCCGUCACCAUUACAAUGGCGACGAGCGCGACUUUCUUGUCAACAUGGCUGGGUGCGAAUGGGGUCGCGACUGCUGGGGAGAGAUGUACCACUACCGGGAAUUCAGCUACUGGCUCAACCGGAAUCCGUGGGAGCGUUUCAAAGAGGAUCUGGUGGCCGAGAUAUGGUUCAAGAUCACCGGAAAUCGUGUCAAGUUAUAA